AUGUCCGAAGAACCAAUCACCUCCCCCGAGCACCUCGACGGAGUGGCCUAUCUCUACGGCCACCCGCUGCUCAACUCGCUCUCCCCCCCCCUCCACCAGACCGUCUUCGACCACCUGGGCCUGAACUGGAGGCAGAUCCCGCUGUCGAGCGUGACGGGCGAGUCGGCGACGUACCCGCCACCCUACACCAAGAGCCCGCCCGUGGAGACCUUCCUGGCGAGCAUCCGCGCGAACCCGAAGUUCAAGGGCGCCUCGGUCACCAUGCCCUGGAAGGUGGCCAUCAUGCCGCACCUGGACGAGCUGACCGAGGACGUCCGGCAGGCGGGAGCCUGCAACACCAUCUAUCUCAAGGAGGGAGAGGAGGAGGGCGGCAAGAAGCUGCUGGUGGGCACCAACACCGACUGCUCGGGGAUCCGCGAGUCGUUGCUUCACCACAACGCCGUCACCCAGGGACGUCCGGCUCUGAUUGUCGGCGGCGGCGGUACCGCGCGGACAGCAGCGUAUGUGCUUCGGAAAUGGCUGGGAGCCUCCAAGAUCUACAUUGUCAAUCGGGACGAGGCGGAGGUGGCCACCAUCCUCGCCGAGGACGCUCAGCGUGACCCGGCCCUCACGGCUAGAGCGCCCCUGAUCCACGUCAAGACUCCCGAGGAGGCUGCCGCGCUCGAUCCGCCGACGGCCAUCGUCUCGGGGAUCCCCAACUAUCCGCCCAAGAGUCCCGAGGAGAUCACCGCGCGGGAAACCGUGACCACCUUCCUCCGCACCAACCAGGCCGGCUCGUCGACAACGACGGCCGAGAAGCGCGUCAUCCUUGAAAUGUGCUACCACCCGAAACCCUGGACGGAGAUCGGCCAGCUGGCUGCUGAUGCCGGGUGGGAGGUGAUUCUCGGCUGGGAGGCCCUGCUCUGGCAGGGUCUGGACCAGUCGCGGCUCUGGACGGGCAAGGAUAUCGUCGAGAUCCCGGGUUUGGUUGAUAAAGUCAAGGAGAUGAUCAAGGAGACCAUUGCGGAGAGGACCAAGAAUUUAUAA
This is a messenger RNA of Penicilliopsis zonata CBS 506.65, 1026 nucleotides long. RefSeq lists its product as hypothetical. The coding region runs from base 1 to 1026 and encodes 341 amino acids. The record is from RefSeq and is a predicted model, not a curated record. Gene Ontology annotation, biological process: shikimate metabolic process; chorismate biosynthetic process. The transcript has a single exon. Lineage: Eukaryota; Fungi; Ascomycota; Eurotiomycetes; Eurotiales; Aspergillaceae. Gene Ontology annotation, molecular function: shikimate 3-dehydrogenase (NADP+) activity.